AGGUGUAACUUUGCUCUUGACCUGGACCCCAGUCUUGAAUAUUCUUGACCAUGGAAUUUCCACCCCUCCUCGGCGAUGGACAAGGUAGGUAUAGAGUUCACAUUGUCGGGAACAGCGGGUCAGGAAAGUCCACCCUGGGAGCGUCGCUCGCUGCCAUUCUCGGCAUACCCUACAUUUGCCUUGACAGGCUUUUCUGGGGCCCGGGCUGGGAGGAGACGCCCCAAGAUGAAUUUUACAACAAGCUCAUCACAGCUCUGGGCCAAGACGAAAAGGGAUGGGUCGUCGACGGAAAUUAUUCACAGUGCACUGCCAACUUGCACGAGCAAUGCACAGAUAUCAUAUGGCUCGACCCCCCUCUUCUCCUAUACUUUCCCCGCCUCUGUAUCCGGACCUUUCUUCGUAUCCUUAACGUUAGAGAACCCUGCAGUCCAGGGUGCAAUGAGACCAUCAGUCAUGCCUUCUUUUCUGAAGACAACAUCAUUUGGUGGUGCCUUAGCAGCCAUUGGCGUGUAAGGAGAAAGAACAAAGAAAAUGUACGCAACCCGGCCAUCGGCGGGAAAAUGAGAAGGAUCGGAGGUUGGGGUAAUGAGUUGAUGCUUUGGAAACGCGCUGUCGAGGAGAUGGUCCGCCGAACAUAGGAGAUCAUCAUAUGGGUUUUUUUUGUCAACAACGUGUGGCAUACGCCUUGAAUAUGAUAGGAGGUUCCAGAGUAUGGUAGGGGGGGCCAAUGGGCCAAUGUACAUAGUCAAGUAUACACAUCUUCUUUUCGAUAUGCGCGCUACACGUUAAGACCAGCAUUAUCCCCAUUAACUUCAAGCCGUCAUCCAUUCAUCAUUGCCAACUGGUCAUCCUGGUCGCGUGCACAGAGCAAUAGCGGCCGGGCCGGGCUAGGAGCUCAAGAGGAGAUAAACACUCACGAAUUAGAUGAAAAUUCACUGUUAAGGCAAUCCAAAAGAUGGAAUCAGAUAUGGAUGUAGAUGUCAAUGGAUGUGGGGCUGCGGAAACCUAAUGGUGAUAGUGUAGAAGGUAGGAAAAAAGGUUUCGUGUAAGGU
Messenger RNA from Serpula lacrymans var. lacrymans S7.9, 1052 nucleotides. RefSeq lists its product as uncharacterized. The transcript has 4 exons. Lineage: Eukaryota; Fungi; Basidiomycota; Agaricomycetes; Boletales; Serpulaceae. Bases 51 to 638 code for a protein of 195 amino acids. The record is from RefSeq and is a predicted model, not a curated record.